Molecule: messenger RNA, 2002 nt
Organism: Peromyscus eremicus (cactus mouse)
Lineage: Eukaryota; Metazoa; Chordata; Mammalia; Rodentia; Cricetidae
Gene: Kcnj15
Product: potassium inwardly rectifying channel subfamily J member 15
Exons: 3
Coding region: 429-1556 (375 amino acids)
Biological process (GO): regulation of monoatomic ion transmembrane transport; potassium ion import across plasma membrane
Cellular component (GO): plasma membrane
Molecular function (GO): inward rectifier potassium channel activity
Source: RefSeq, a predicted model, not a curated record
UCUCCCUCUCUCUCUCUUCUCUCUCCCCCUUCUCUCCCCCUUCUCUUGUCUUCCCUCCCUCCUUCUCUGUCCCUCCUUCCCCACUCAGCCUCUUCCAAUCUCUUUCUUUCUCUCUUCAUUUCCCUCAGGUAAUUCCUACAGAAACUUGUACCAACUUGUUUUUGACUGACAGCGAACAGCGAGAGUGUUUCUUCACUUUGAAAAACCUUCAGCACCUAUCUUUCCAAGGCACCCUGCAUGGACUGAUCAUUUCCUUGCCUGGUCAUAAUUUCCCAUCCACCCAGGAGCCUGCACUGGGCACUCUCUGCAGGCCAUAGCAGAGGCCCAUGGUAGCCAGGUGGGUGAAGGGGAGCGAGGACGUGCCACUUGCCCUGCAGAAGAUUCCUGACCUACAGAGUGACUGAUCAGGUGGUCCAAGGAGCCUGAAAAUGGAUGCCAUUCACAUCGGCAUGUCCAGUUCCCCACUGGUGAAACAUACCAAUGGAGUUGGACUCAAGGCCCACAGACCUCGCGUCAUGUCUAAGAGUGGACACAGCAAUGUGAGAAUCGACAAAGUAGACGGCAUCUAUUUGCUGUACCUUCAGGACCUGUGGACAACAGUCAUUGACAUGAAGUGGCGAUACAAACUCACCCUGUUCGCUGCCACCUUCGUGAUGACCUGGUUUCUGUUUGGAGUGGUCUACUAUGCCAUAGCUUUUAUUCACGGUGACUUAGAACUUGGGGAUUCCAAUUCUAAUCACACACCCUGCAUCAUGAAAGUGGAUUCUCUCACAGGAGCAUUCCUCUUUUCCCUGGAAUCCCAGACAACCAUUGGCUAUGGGGUCCGUUCCAUCACAGAGGAGUGUCCUCAUGCCAUUUUCCUCUUGGUUGCCCAACUGGUCAUCACCACGUUGAUCGAGAUCUUCAUCACGGGGACCUUCUUGGCCAAAAUCGCAAGACCCAAAAAGCGAGCCGAGACCAUCAAGUUCAGCCACUGUGCCGUCAUCAGCAAGCAGAACGGGAAGUUGUGCUUGGUCAUCCAGGUGGCCAACAUGAGGAAAAGUCUCUUGAUCCAGUGCCAGCUCUCGGGAAAACUACUGCAGACACACGUGACCAAAGAGGGAGAGCGCAUCCUCCUCAACCAGGCCACCGUCAAGUUCCACGUGGACUCCUCUUCCGAGAGCCCUUUUCUCAUUCUGCCCAUGACCUUCUACCACGUGCUGGACGAGACGAGCCCCCUGAGGGACCUCACGCCCCAGAACCUAAAGGAAAAGGAGUUCGAGCUGGUGGUGCUCCUCAACGCCACUGUGGAGUCCACCAGUGCCGUCUGCCAAAGCCGAACGUCCUACAUCCCAGAGGAGAUCUACUGGGGCUUUGAGUUUGUGCCUGUGGUUUCUCUCUCCAAAAAUGGGAAGUAUGUGGCUGAUUUCAGUCAGUUUGAGCAGAUCCGGAAGAGCCCAGAUUGCACUUUCUACUGUGCAGAUUCUGAAAAGCAAAAGCUGGAAGAGCAAUACAGGCAGGAGGAUCAGAGGGAGCGUGAGCUCAGGAGCCUCCUGUUACAGCAGAGCAAUGUCUGACCCCGGCCGGCCUCUGGGAAGCCCCAGAGCCGCUCCUGACCAGGGUUCCUUGCAAAAGCUAUGGCUGCUGUGCACAUGGGAGGGUGGACCCAAUACCAAACUGCACAGAUAUUCAUGACCCAUCUUUCUCUUUGUUCUGGUGGCUGAACAAGCAUCUCUCAAUAUAAAAGGAUUUCUUCAGACGCCCUGGUCAGAGGUGAACACUCAAAUUCAGAUUCCUCCCCCCUAAAAUGGAAUUAUAUAUCGAAGAAGUGAAUGUAGAAUAUGGAGAGAAUACCUGUUCGGGCGACAGACAUGUAGCAAUGUUGAUAGCAAAUGGAAUAUAUGUCUGUAGAAGAACAUCAGCCUAUAAUUCAAAGUAUUUAUUUAACCCACCUGUCAAGGGCAUCAUCAGCGGCUGAUUCUGAGGCAUGAUUCGCUAUCGGCUUGUAUCACUGCUUAAGAGC